Molecule: messenger RNA, 1371 nt
Organism: Fusarium redolens
Lineage: Eukaryota; Fungi; Ascomycota; Sordariomycetes; Hypocreales; Nectriaceae
Product: SH3 domain-containing protein
Exons: 2
Coding region: 350-1144 (264 amino acids)
Biological process (GO): protein transport to vacuole involved in ubiquitin-dependent protein catabolic process via the multivesicular body sorting pathway
Cellular component (GO): ESCRT-0 complex
Molecular function (GO): protein binding
Source: RefSeq, a predicted model, not a curated record
CUGGGUUGCCUGUUGCACCGCAGCCAUAUUCAGCGAUUUACGAACUAUCAAAUCUCGUGAUUGGGUCGGGUUGAGCGAGGGGCAGCACCGCCUCAAAUGCCCGCUUUAUUUGGUAGGGGUUUGGCUUGGGUGCUUGGCCGAAUUCCGAAUCCCAAGAAGCAUUGGUAACAGGUCAAAACACUCUCCUCCUGCAUCUAACUUCAACCUGACAUCCUGUCAUUACUGUACCUUUGUCACGUUGUAUCAGUGUCUCCAAACCCAUCAGAACCUGCAUUGAUUUAUCAGCGUUAAACGCAUCUUUAUACCCGCAUCGCAAGUCCGGACCCUUUCGGCCGCACCAUCCGCAAUCAUGGCCUCAGAUCGCCAGACUAUUAUUGAAGUGAACCGGUCGCUUCGUAAUAUCAAAAAUGAACUCGAGAACCUCCUUGAACGAGGCGUGAUUGACGACUCCGUCUACGAUACCAUCAACACCGCUCUUCCCGCCGAGUCCUCCCUCUCGGGCCCCCUCAAGACUGCGACCGGCAACAAGAACAACAACACCGCCGCUGCUAAGGCCGCUUCUCCCGCACCGGCCGCUCACGCGCCUCCUACCAAGGCCUUCGAGGAUCUCAAAGUCAAGUCGCAUUCGCCCGCGCCACCCGCUUACGAUCAGACACCUCCUCCUGGUCCUCCCCCCCGCAACAUCAAGCCUACUGUUGCCAACGCCCGCGCCCUGUACCGCUACGCUGCCUCCGACGGUCGUGACCUGGGAUUCGAGAAGGAUGAUCGUAUCGCCGUGUACGAGUACAUGAACCAGGAUUGGUGGAUGGGCCGGAACGAGCGCACAGGACAGGAGGGAAUCUUCCCCCGCAACUACGUUCUCGUCGACCAGGAGACCAAGAAACCUGUGGCGCCUAUUCCCCAGCCUCAGUACGGCUACCCUGCUUACGCUCAGGGUCCUCCUCCUCAACAGAAUCCUUACAACUCGCAUGUGCCACCUAUGGCUGUCGCCGAGGGAUCUGGACAACCGCAGGGACAGGAGGGAGACGGCAAGGAUAACAAGGUCAACGAGUACGGCAAGAAGUUUGGUAAGAAGCUGGGUAACGCAGCUAUCUUUGGUGCUGGUGCCACCAUCGGAGGAAACAUCGUCAACAGCAUUUUCUAGAGUCUCUACAGUGGAAAGAUGCAUUGGCUUGCUUUUAAGUCACUGGGCGCAUAUACUGGGCGUUAGGGAUUCGAAAGGUUCAUAGACAAGUAUCUCAGGACGAUACUGAGCCUGUGGUCAGUCUUAGUUUAGUAUACAGGAGUUUAAAUGACCGCUGCUAAGAUAAGGAUUUGCUUGCAUAUGAAAUGAUUGGCGCAAUACCCGUGAAGCCGAUAUUUAAAUUCAAU